AUGGAGAACUUCGAGUCAACUGAGGUUGCUAUUGUUGGGGCUGGCCCAGCUGGACUUACCUUGGCGCUAUCUCUCGCCAAAUUCCGCAUCCGUUCUGUUAUCUUAGAAAAGACCCAAGAAAUUACGAAAGACCCACGCGGUGUAUAUCUGACUGGCGAUGCCGUGAGAAUUUUACACGCCCUGGGCUUGGGCGAUCGGCUUCCAUAUAUUGGACAUCAGGUGGACAAAGUCCAUUUUCACCAAACAUCAUUUAGUUCCAAACCAUUUUUUUCUUUAAAAGUGGGCGAGUCAAAUUCGCUUGAGCAGGUAGUGCCUGAGGGGCUCCUCCAAAUACAGCCUAGACUAGAAAGAGUUCUGAGAAGCCAAGUACAAAAGUCCCCUUGGUGUAUACUCCGUACGGGAUGUACCGUGACAUCGCGGCUGCUGGAUGACCCUCCGACAAUCGAGUACGUAGACCAGGACGAUGUGAUAUAUCGCCUAACCUGUCAGUGGUUAGUUGGGGCAGACGGCAAGGUGGGUGUCGUCAGGAAGCACUUCCUCGAGACAUCUGCAGGCAUCAAGCAGGAAACUGGGACAUAUCCGUACGAUGGAACUUGGGUGGCGGCAAAUUUGAAGAUAUCUCUACCGACUCGAGAGAGCCAUCCCGAUUUUCCACUAUGGAGCCUUGGAUACAAGCCAAAUGACAUAUAUGAUUUAUAUUGGCCGAAAGGUUGGCACUUUUGCAGCCCACCGGGCAAGGCGACAGCGGCUGGAAGAUUCGGACCGCAUGAGGAACGGCUAUGGCGCCACGAAUUUCGGCAAAACGAUAUUGAUGAUACAACAAAGGUCGAAGAGCUUCUCUGGGAACAUAUUACACCAAUGAUUACCCGUGACCGAGACAACACAAGCUGCAAAUGGUCGACGCCAGUGACUUAUCCCCUCGAUUGUAUAACGGUUCUUCGCUGCCGGCCCUACAGAUUCACUCAUAAAGUGGUCAAUAGAUGGUUCGACAAGCGCACCAUUGUUAUUGGCGAUGCUGCACACGUCUUCCCUCCAUUCGCUGGCCAAGGCAUAGCAAGCGGUUUGCGUGAUGCACAUCAACUAGCGUGGCGACUUUCUUUGCUAGUAUCUCAUGACGGCUGCAACACCAAAGACAUCAGCUUGUCUCAAGACCUUCUCAGUUCUUGGGCAUUGGAACGGAGAAAAAGUGUCGACGAUGCCGCCUUUUUUUCCAUGCUCAAUGGCAGGUUAUGUAACCAACCAACCCCGUUAUGGGCCUCUCUAGCCCUCAAAUUUAAGAUGUUUCUAGAUUGGUCUGAACUCUUUCCGCGCAAAUUAGACCCGCAGAAUCAGAAGGAACGAAAAGGCUUUUCUGAUGUUGGAGGAGCAUUCCUUGAAAAGGCGUAUAAUGGAGGUGGCCGCAUGGCGCAAAUUUAUAUGUGGUCGACACUCAGUCGAACGCUGGUUCUCUCCGACACUCUUCUGGGGAGAUCACCGAGUGCAUUCACACUUAUUAUAGUGGCUACGAGUGAAGAUUCUCAAAGGUUCUACGACGAGGCCAAGUCUGCUGUCCUAAACUCCUCCAUUGACGCAUCUAUAUUAUCAGAAGACUCUAUAAGACUAGUGAACUCUGAAGUGCGAGCGUCCAGGGACUGCACGGUACAAGGAGGAUCGGAUAAAUUGGAGGUAUUCUAUCCAUUUGUCCCCGAUCAAACCAUUCUUCACAGCUCUACCGGCAAUUACAACGCGGGUGCAUACAUUGAUCGCCUUGGUCGAUUCACUAGAUUCGCAAUUGUUCGGGCGGAUCUUUUCAUCUUUUCUUGUGCUAAUUCUACACUGGAACUGAUUGACUGUUUGCGCCUUUUGCGGGCCAGACUCGAGCAUAGAAUCGGGUAA
Molecule: messenger RNA, 1875 nt
Organism: Trichoderma asperellum CBS 433.97
Lineage: Eukaryota; Fungi; Ascomycota; Sordariomycetes; Hypocreales; Hypocreaceae
Source: RefSeq, a predicted model, not a curated record